CCCACCAUUAUUCAGUAUAAAGAAAGCACCAGAACGAUGCAGUCAAGAAGAUAAGCUAAGUGUCCUUUUCUAUUUAUUACCUCAGGCCAGCUCAGAUGAAGUCUGAGGCCGGUAACAUCAACAGUGAGGACAAACCCAGUCUGCCUCUCUCCUUCCACACUGAGUCCAAACCUACAGUCACCCAGUCCUGAUUGUGACAGUGGAGCCCAGUUUUCUCUGCAGGAUCCAGAGAUGGCAUCAGUGAAGCUGGAAGACUGCAGUCAAACACUGGAGCUGAAUGUCAACAUUAAAGAUGAAGAAGAGGAGGAGGAGAUUGGGACAUUUGUUUCUCAUGGCCGACUCAGAUCAAGUCUGAGGCCAGUAAUAUCAGCAGUGAGGACAGACGCAACCUGCCUCUCUCCUUCCACACUGAGUCCAAACCUACAGUUACUGGGUCCUGAUUGUGACAGUGGAGCCCAGUUUUUACUGCAGGAUCCAGAGAUGACAUCAGUGAAGCUGGAAGACUGCAGUCAAACACUGGAGCUGAAUGCCAACAUUAAAGAUGAAGAAGAGGAGGAGAAGAUUGGGACAUCUGUUUCUCAUGGCCGACUCAGAUCAAGUCUGAGGCCAGUAAUAUCAGCAGUGAGGACAGACGCAGCCUGCCUCUCUCUUUCCACACUGAGUAGAAACCUACAGUCACUGGGUCCUGAUUGUGACAGUGGAGCCCAGUUUGCACUGCAGGAUCCAGAGAUGACAUCAGUGAAGCUGGAAGACUGCAGUCAAACACUGGAGCUGAAUGCCAACAUUAAAGAUGAAGUGGAGGAGAAGAUUGGGACAUCUGUUUCUCAUGGAGUCCAUGUUGAGACAUUCUCUACAUCUAUAGAGCAACAUGAGCAGGAAGAUCACAGAGCUAAGAGGUCUCACCACUGCCCACAUUGUGAGGAGAUUUUCCCAAUUCUAUCAAAGUUCAAAAUACACCUAAGAAUACACAAAGGAGGGAAUCUGUAUUUCUGCACUGACUGUGGGAAGAAUUUCACAACAUCAAAGGCUAUGACAGUUCACCAGAGAGUACACACAGGAGAGAAGCCUUACUCCUGCUCUGACUGUGGAAAUAGACGGGGCGACCUAAAAACACAUGAACGUAUACAUACAGGAGAGAAGCCUUACUCCUGCUCUAAUUGUGUAAAAUGCUUCACCACAUCAGGUGAGCUAAAAAUUCACCAGAGAACACACACAGGAGAGAAGCCAUAUGCUCUGACUGACAGUUCUCUCAACUGA
This is a messenger RNA of Oncorhynchus masou masou (cherry salmon), 1257 nucleotides long. Its product is annotated as zinc finger and SCAN domain-containing protein 2-like. Bases 232 to 1257 code for a protein of 341 amino acids. Lineage: Eukaryota; Metazoa; Chordata; Actinopteri; Salmoniformes; Salmonidae. The transcript has 5 exons. Gene Ontology annotation, biological process: regulation of transcription by RNA polymerase II. Gene Ontology annotation, molecular function: DNA-binding transcription factor activity, RNA polymerase II-specific; RNA polymerase II cis-regulatory region sequence-specific DNA binding. The record is from RefSeq and is a predicted model, not a curated record.